AUGGCGACGAAAGGGACGUUUACCCUUCACCGCAUCAUCGCGGUUCUCCUCGUCCUACUGCUUGGCUUGCUGGGCAGUUGUGAGGAGCAGGUGCCGCUCGUCUUGUGGACGCACCAAUGGACCCCUCAAGCAAACCAGCCACCUCCUGCAGCAGGUCACAUUGUUGAGCAGCAACAACUGGCCGAUUACCUAGACAAAAUGCUAACCACGGGCCCCCGAAAUGUGCUUCUAUUUCUUCAGGACAAGAUGAGCGUGGAGGAUUUCACUUUGUACGGAGGAGCUUUUGGAAAUAAGCAGGACAGCGUUUUCCCAAACUUGGAGAGUGCUCUGAGGUCAUCCUCCUCCACGCUGGUGCUUCCAGCCGUUUCCUGGCCAUCCUCCAACGCAGUAAUUGGUCACCUGCAAGAGCAACUGGAAACCUCGCCUCUCUACAUGGAUCCUGACAUGCUAAGUCAGCUCACGCUCAAUGCCUCCUCACCUGCCCUGCUCGUCUUCCGACUGCCCUACUACAUCGGGUCUGAUCUAAUGUCGGCAAAAGACGUUCUCAGUGGCAACGAUGAGGUGAUGGGCCAGGUUGUGAGUGUCAUGAAGGGCCAGUCCGUUCCAUACACGGCCAUCUACACCGCACUGCAACCGUCUAGAGGGGCUUCGUCAGUUUCCAUGGAGGCUGCAGUGGCAGGUGGACGCUCGCUGCUGCAGGCCAGAGGCGGAUAUAGAGAUCGGGAGCGAGAGCGCGAGAGGCAACGUAAAAUGAGGGAGAAGGCUGGCAUCUAUGCUCCAGUGGAGUUUAAGGAAGGUGAGAGCAGCUGUAUCCUCCUCUGGGCUAAAGGUCUGUCUGUCAGCAUCCUCCGCAGCGGCCGCUGGGAGUCACAUGAUCUCACCCCGUCCACCUUUGGCGAGGGCAUUAGUCCAAAGAUGCACGGUUCCAGCUGCGACAAAACUAAAGCAAGACUUGUCCUAAACUAUGAGAAUGUUCUUGGACACCGCAACUUCAAACUAAUCUUUGCACUGAGCCAACGCCACUACAAAGUGUCAGCCCGUCGCUGGUUCACUAUGGAUGCCGUUGAGUUGGAGUACGAUGGCACCAAGGCAACGUUUAACGGCAGCAGGAACAUUUAUGCCCCUGUCGAGUACUCGUACCGCUGCGAGUCUGUCAGCAGCUUCCGCUGGCCACAGCUUGUCCCACGUUCAUCCAAAGAUCCAUCCAAUCAGUGGAGGGUCACCUUUGAGGACUUCCAAAUUCAAGGCUUCAACGUGAGUGGCAGCAAGUUCUCAUACGCCUCAGACUGUGCCGGAUUUUUCUCGCCUGGUAUCUGGAUGGGCCUGAUGACUAGUCUCCUCAUGGUCCUAGUGUUAACCUACGGGCUUCACAUGAUCAUGCAACUCCGCACUAUGGACCGUUUUGACGACCCCAAAGGUCCCGCUAUCUCUGUGCCGCAGACAGAGUAA
Messenger RNA from Nerophis lumbriciformis (worm pipefish), 1449 nucleotides. The record is from RefSeq and is a predicted model, not a curated record. NCBI's taxonomy places the organism in Eukaryota, Metazoa, Chordata, Actinopteri, Syngnathiformes, Syngnathidae.